Messenger RNA from Drosophila simulans, 557 nucleotides. RefSeq lists its product as uncharacterized. The record is from RefSeq and is a predicted model, not a curated record. Lineage: Eukaryota; Metazoa; Arthropoda; Insecta; Diptera; Drosophilidae. The transcript has 2 exons. Bases 116 to 427 code for a protein of 103 amino acids.
UCGAGCCCCUCUGGCUUCCAGUUGCGAUCAGAUCGUCCGAAGGAAAUAUCACGUCGUCGGGUACUUAGCGAAUUGGCCGCGUGGAGUGGAUAAAGUGUUAGUGGAGCAACAAAAAAUGGCUAAGAAAAUGUUCAGCAAUAUAUUGGUGGUGACUCUACUUGUACUCAGUACGGAUGUCGAAGCACGACCCUCCUCCACGGGUGGUGGUGGUGGUGAGGCGAACGUGGAUCCCAGCGAAUACCACGGCAAUCUGUCGGUGGAAACGGUGCUGAAAGUGCAGCAGUGCGAGAAGGACACCAACACGAUGGAGCUGUGCAUGCGGUGCGCCAAGGUGACCAAGUCGGAGUUCGUCUAUCCCAUGUGCUGCGGCAACGAAGAUGGCAUCAAGGAUUGGUGCAGGGAGUACGUGUACUUCGGCAACGAGUAGAUCCGGAAUGGGGGGCAGGAGGCGAUGGAAGCUGUGUAAAUUGGUUCGCGCUCCUGCAUGGAUUGGCUGUGAUAAACCCACUGUAUUUAUUUAAAUUAUAUUUAGGAAUAAACAAGGCUAAAUUAGCGUA